Messenger RNA from Aspergillus steynii IBT 23096, 755 nucleotides. RefSeq lists its product as uncharacterized. The transcript has a single exon. The coding region runs from base 86 to 565 and encodes 159 amino acids. The record is from RefSeq and is a predicted model, not a curated record. NCBI's taxonomy places the organism in Eukaryota, Fungi, Ascomycota, Eurotiomycetes, Eurotiales, Aspergillaceae.
UGCAACCGAGUUUCCUUCGUAUCUGUUCGUCGGUUCGGCUCUAUGGACAACCGGUCUAGUUUGAGAUUAUCGAACUUUGCUGUAGAUGCUAGCAGAAACUAGGCCGAGUCAUGCGUACGACGCCAACGACCCGAGCGUCAUCGUGCAUUGCAUGUCUUUAAUCGAGACACCUGAGGCUCGGGGCUAUCGCUUCAGGUCUGGGCGGCGUCAUCGGUACAUGCAGUCGGGGUGGGUAUCAACGGGUCCCUGGCUCCAUCGUGCGAUUUCCACCCUUCGAAAUCCAUCUGAACUGCAUACGGAGGCGUACGGAGGAGCCUGGAGAUUGGAGAGUUGGGGAUCGAGAACCGACCCCCACACUGCCACACUUAGCGCGCUUUUUCUUCGCGAGAUUUUCCAUCACUUCCAACUUGGCAUGCUUCAUAACAGGUUUGAUGGGUUGACUUGGCUUGUGCGGCGAGUUUGUUUUCGGUCAAUUGCGGUUAGAUGGAAAGCUGUGGGUGUUGCGCCAACGCAUUAUUUGCGACUCUCGGCUCCCCGAACUUUGCAUCGGUUGCAUGCCCGGUGACCUGGAUCGUCGGCCUCGUUCCGAGGGCUCGGCAUUGUCAACUCCAAUACUGAUCUUGAGAGCUUUACGCAUUACACAGUACUUGCUUGUCGCUUUUCACUGGGUCUCUUUCCUGCAAUGCCUUUCUGGCGGCUUGUCAACAAGGGACUUCUGGAGUACAUAUGGAAUGUCGCAAAUCAUACACCUGCAA